UCGUGUCAAAUCACGGGCCUUGAAGUGAUCAAUUCCCUUGAAGAGCGAAGCCUGGUCCUCACUGCAUCUCGCGAUGGCUGCAUCCGCGUUUGGCAGGACUACGACGGUAAACGUGGUAUGCGCCCCACUCUCCUGACCGCGUGGGUGGGUUUUGAAAGCCUGCUGCCUCUAACGACGAAAUCCAGCGGUUCGAGUGGCCUGGUCACGAACUGGUCCGACUGUUCCAGCCACAACCUCCUCCUGGUGUCGGGCGACGUGCGGGUUGUUCGUCUCUUCGAUCUGGAUCAGGAGGCGUGCAUCCGCGACCUCUCCACCAACGCCGACGUUCCUGUGACUCGGUUGGCGCGGGCUGACGACAACCUGCUAGCAGCCGGCUUCGCGGACGGCACUGUGAAAAUCUUCGAUGCUCGCCUGCCCAACAGUCCCAUGUCGGUGGUAUUCAAGGACACAGGGCUCAUGGAAGCCGGAGACGGUGGGCGCAUACUGGACUUGUCCUUCGCUCCCUACCAGGCCAAUCGUCGGCUCUACGCGGUGAGCAGUUCCGGUCAUGUCGGAGCUUGGCACCUCGCUCACGCAGCGUCUGCGUCGCCAUCCAACGUCUGGCAGCCAAUCGUGACGUUGCCUAAUGACAGCGAUGCCGACAAACCACGCUUUCACAUGAAAUCCGCCAUUCUCCAGGUCUCCCUCCCCUGUACACGCUCCCACCUGGUGGCGUAUGGGAUGCCGCGCAAGUUGUACGUCUCCCGCCUCUUCGACGGUAAGAUCAUUGCAGCCUACCAGCCCGUAGACGACAUCCUUCCAACGUGCGCUGCUUUCCAUCCCUACGAGGUAAGCCGUCGAUUCCUCGCGCUGAUUCCACGCCAGUAA
Molecule: messenger RNA, 867 nt
Organism: Mesocestoides corti
Lineage: Eukaryota; Metazoa; Platyhelminthes; Cestoda; Cyclophyllidea; Mesocestoididae
Source: the annotation of a GenBank genome assembly